AUGUCUAAGGUACCAAUUGACAAUGGGAAGCUACUCUACUUUGAGGAGCGCAACCAGGACCAGAAAGAAUCAAUAGUAUUCUUACACGGUGGUGGAGGCAGCCAUAUCGAAUGGAAGCUGGUUGCUCCCCAGCAAUCACUGGCCUCUUAUCACCUAAUCCUCGUCGACCUUCCCAUGCACUCUGGGUCUUGGGACAUCGGGCGCCCAUUGACCCUCGCAACAGCUGCUGAUGAAGUAUGCAAAGUCAUUCGAAAGCAUGCACACGGCGGAAAAGCACAUGUUGUUGGUCUAUCACUGGGCGGUUUCAUCGCUCUCGUUCUCACAUCUCGCCAUCCCGACGUCGUGUUGUCGACGUUCGCAACAGGUGCUUACCCAUACAGAGGAAUGUUUAAGUGGUUCAUGGAGCACCCGAUGGCGAUGUCGAUUGUGAACUGCAUACAGAGCAUUCCUGGUGUACUCGAGGCAUCGCUGCGACGGCAGGGAAUUGACUAUGAAGAAUGGGUUGCCGAAGGGAAGAAGAACCAUUCACCAGAGAGGUCCAAGGCGAUGAAUAAGGAGCUCAGUACCUUUAGCAUGGAGGAAGUAAAAGCAGUUGCAGAUUCUGGAGUCAGAACUUGUGUUAUUUCGGGAGGGAAGAUGGAUCAGAUUGAUCCUGUACGAGAUAUGGGAGUUAUUCUGAGAGAGGGAGGAGAGAAGACGGGAGUCAAGAAUGAGGCUGUCGUUGUGAGGGAUGCUUAUCAUCCAUGGCAUUUACAACUUCCAGAGUUGUUUGCUUCUGGGAUUGCUGCUUGGGUACAGGAGAAAGAAUUGCCUAAAGAGUUUGAGAUUUUGUAG
Fusarium mangiferae is the source of this 834-nucleotide messenger RNA. RefSeq lists its product as uncharacterized. The transcript has a single exon. The record is from RefSeq and is a predicted model, not a curated record. NCBI's taxonomy places the organism in Eukaryota, Fungi, Ascomycota, Sordariomycetes, Hypocreales, Nectriaceae. Bases 1 to 834 code for a protein of 277 amino acids.